Messenger RNA from Xenopus laevis (African clawed frog), 1316 nucleotides. It is a transcript of the gene ptrh1.S, whose product is annotated as peptidyl-tRNA hydrolase 1 homolog S homeolog. The transcript has 5 exons. The record is from RefSeq and is a predicted model, not a curated record. Lineage: Eukaryota; Metazoa; Chordata; Amphibia; Anura; Pipidae. The coding region runs from base 101 to 790 and encodes 229 amino acids.
UCCACCCACUCUACUGCCGAUCACAUGGCAGUGAUGUCACUCCCACAGUAACCUGAAAUGCCGGUAUGUGCUGUGCAAGUGCUGCUGUACCCACGUGAAUAUGCUGUCACUUAAAAGUCUGUGUGCGCUCCGCCUUGGACGAUGUCUUAGUAAUGUGGCGUCUAAAAAUCUUGAGGGACAAAGAUUAAUGGUGGUUGGACUGGGGAACUAUAUCAUGGCAGGAACCCGGCACAGCAUUGGCAUGGCUGUGGUGAAUCAGUUAGCCCGCAGACUGAAUAUUUCAGAUCGGUGGAAGGCAGACAAAAAAACAGGAGCAGACCUUACUGACACUGACAUUGAUGGGAUGCACAUUGUGCUAAUGAAACCCCGCCAGUUCAUGAAUCUUAAUGGAAAGAGUGUGGCAAAUGCAGUAAUACAUCUGUUUCCCAUAGCUACCAAGUUUCAACUAAAACCUGAGAAUAUUUAUCUCCUGCAUGAUGAGCUGGACAAGCCUCUUGGCAAGGUAUCCCUGAAGUUUGGAGGAAGUGACAGAGGCCAUAAAGGUGUUCGCUCUUGCAUAACAAGCCUGCAGUCAAAUAUCAUGACCCGUCUGUUAGUUGGCAUUGGACGUCCUGCUGAUCGCUCCUCAGUAGAAUGGCAUGUUCUUGGGCGGUUCACCAAGGCUGAGCAAGACCUUCUACCAGAUAUUUUGGAGAGGAGUGUAGACCUGGUGCUAUCACACAUCAAACAAAACACUGGAUCAGAGCCUUCCAGAAAACCUGCAACCUCGCAGGACCCCAUCAAGUCCUGAGAGGAAGAAAUGCACAAAAUUAUGACUGAUACUCACUGAUAUUGAUUACAGCUUUAUCCAGGGAAAUGUGUGUCGAAGGCCAGUAUCCUGCCUUGAGGUGUUUAUAUGUUCAAGAAAAACUUUUUGCAAAAAUAUUUCUAAAUCAUACAUGACUUGGAAUGCGUUCUGCUGCCUUGUAAUGGGAAUAACACUCGCACACCCUUUGUGCUGAUAAUAGUGAUAAGCUUGGUGCCCAGUGUUUGGAGGAUACGGCAACCUCCUGAUACUUGUAAAGAAACACACUGGCACAAAAGACGUGUAGUUGCAAAAGUUUUUCUGCUGCCUUGUUCCUGUAACAUUUUUUGGAUUUACAUAGUGGACCUGCUCAAUGAUUUUCUGUGCCAAAUGAUGUAGUAUUGUAUUCAUCAGAAAAACACAGGCUCAAAAUACAAGAAACAAAAUCUAGCUUAUAUGUAUGUCAUUGAUAUAAUUACUUUUUAUAUUGAAAUAAUAGAAAAGCAAAAAUAAAAAUGUCCAGAAUGAUAUU